Peniophora sp. CBMAI 1063 is the source of this 1647-nucleotide messenger RNA. Lineage: Eukaryota; Fungi; Basidiomycota; Agaricomycetes; Russulales; Peniophoraceae. The record is from the annotation of a GenBank genome assembly.
AUGAGAGUCUGCGUACUUGGCUCUGGCUUUGCUGGCCUUAUCACAGCGCAUGUGCUUCUCUCGGAUGGAUUCGACGUAGAAAUCGUGACCGGCGAUGCCACGCCUGGCGGGGUGUGGUCUCGUGCCAGAGUUUACCCCGGCCUGAAGAUCAAUAAUGUCUAUGGCGAAUACAGAUUCUCCUUCUUGCCCAUGGCCCCACCCGAGAACGCCGAUGGACAUAUGUCCGGCGACGACAUGUGCGCAUACGCGGAGACAUUCGCGGAACGUUACCUCGCACGUCACUUCCGCUACAACACAUUCGUUCGGAAGCUGCAUCGCUUGAAGGAUGGCUGGCAGCUUGACACGGUCCAUGUGCAUACGGGCGCUGAAGAAGUUCUGCACUAUGACAAAGUAGUGCUUUGCACCGGCGCUUGUCAUGUACCACAUGUCCCGGAUACCUUGAAGAGCGAGGCGGCGGAUGCGUCGAAGUUCGCCGGUUUGGUCUUUCAUUCUCGUGAUAUCGGGGAUCGUAUACGAAAUGGAGACCUAAAGGCCAAAUCUAAGAUUAUAGUGGUGGGAGGAGGAAGAUCGGCGCAAGACGCUGCCAAGUAUCUCGCGAAUGCCGGCCAUAGUGUCUCUAUCGUAUUCGAGAAAGCAGACGCUUUCUUAGCCGCUGCCCCUCCUGGUCUCCCCGAUUUCAUUCGAAGAAGCCGCUUUUUGUCUAUCCUGUUGCCGCAUUCCUCUUUGGACUCGAGGCUCGAACGCUUCCUACACCGAACCCGCGUCGGUGCAAUGAUAGUGCAUGCCACGCUUGGUGCUAUCAUACGAUCCUCAUUCUCGGCUAUGUCUAUCCCAAAAGACUCGCCGCUUCGGAAUACGCAUUCCUUCUUCUGGGGUGUGCGGAUCAAUGAUGAGGGCACGCCUUCCCCCGACUCGUUCUUCGCAUUGGUAAACUCUGGGAAGAUCACCGUCCACUCACCCGCACGAGUCUCUGGCUACGCGCGCGAUGGGAGUGGCGUAGAACUCACGGGCGGCCGUGUACUGCCUGCUGAUGUUGUGGUACUUGCGACUGGAUACAAGUCGUCUUGGGACGGCAUACUCGACGAUGUCAGGGAUGAACUCGGCCUUCGAUGCGAUCUCUCAGAGCACGACGAACAAGCGUUCAAAGCCGAGUGGCAGUAUGUCUCCAUGGCCAACCCGCCCCCUUCGCGUCCCGAUGCACCGAUCGCCGCAUCCAUCUAUCGAGGACUUGUGCCCGCCCAAACCCUCGACAGGCGUGACUUUGCUAUCAACGGCGCCAUCUUCACGACCAACAAUGGCUACGUACUCGAGAUAUCGGCUCACUGGAUAUCGUCUUACUUCCUUCGUGAUGCCUUUCUCACCAUCCCGCGUUCCCCCGAGGAAGCCUCGCACCAUGCGCGCAGAACCGCAGCAUGGCUACGCCGGCGGCAUCCUCGCCAGCUCGGCUGGACAAAUGAGAGUUACAGCGCCGGCAUCGCUUUCUUCGAUUGGCCACAAGCGAUGGAUGAGCUCCUCCAAGACAUGCACCUGCGCACGUACAGAAGCGGCGGGAACUGGCUCACUUGGCCAUUCAAAGUGAUCGAUCUUUCGCAGAUCGCGACUUUGAAUGAGGAGCGCAGAGCGUUGCGAGAGGGUAACGUAGCGUAG